AUGUCAUUCUAAGUUCUACCUACCGAGUGCCGAAUAAGGAGUUCAAAGAGUUUUAUUUGUAUUGUACAACAAAAGAAAGAUAAAAUUAUGGCUCGCGAAAGUAGUGCUGGUUUCGAUAGACAUAUAACUAUUUUCUCACCUGAAGGCAGGCUAUACCAAGUGGAGUACGCUCUGAAGGCUAUCAACCAGGGCGGGCUGACGUCGGUGGCGCUGCGCGGCGCGGACGUGGCCGUGGUGGCGGCGCAGCGCAAGGUGCCCGACCGGCUGCUGGACCCGGCUUCCGUCACGCAUCUGUUCCGCCUCACCGACCGCAUAGGAUGCGUGAUGACUGGCAUGACAGCGGACAGCCGGUCUCAAGUGCAGCGUGCGCGCUACGAGGCUGCCAAUUGGAAGUACAAGUAUGGCACAGACAUCCCCGUACACAUCCUGUGUCGCCGCAUCGCCGACGUGUCCCAGGUGUACACACAGAAUGCAGAGAUGAGACCACUCGGCUGCACAAUGAUGCUGAUUGCAUAUGAUGAGGAGCAAGGCCCCUCGGUGUACAAGACUGACCCCUCAGGCUACUACUGCUCCUACAAGGCAGUAGCGGCAGGUGCCAAGGCUACAGAUGCUAAUGCCUACCUGGAGAAGAAGCUAAAGAAGCGCUCAGAGCUGUCUUCUGACGAUGCGGUGCAGCUGGCCAUAGCUUGUCUGUCCCAAGUGCUGUCAGUGGACUUCAAGUCUGCAGAGCUGGAGGUGGGGGUGGCCAGCAAGGAAGACACAAAGUUCAGGGUGCUGACAGAGAACGAAAUCGACAGACAUUUGACUGCCAUUUCUGAGAGGGAUUAAAGGAUUCCUUAUACUAUCUUACAUGUAUCAUUUUAAUAAAAAAAUCUAUCAUA
This is a messenger RNA of Bicyclus anynana (squinting bush brown), 881 nucleotides long. RefSeq names its product proteasome subunit alpha type-6. Gene Ontology annotation, biological process: ubiquitin-dependent protein catabolic process. The coding region runs from base 88 to 828 and encodes 246 amino acids. Gene Ontology annotation, cellular component: proteasome core complex, alpha-subunit complex; cytosol; proteasome core complex. Lineage: Eukaryota; Metazoa; Arthropoda; Insecta; Lepidoptera; Nymphalidae. The transcript has 5 exons. The record is from RefSeq and is a predicted model, not a curated record.